Messenger RNA from Sugiyamaella lignohabitans, 1338 nucleotides. It is a transcript of the gene ENT3, whose product is annotated as Ent3p. Gene Ontology annotation, molecular function: clathrin binding; phospholipid binding. The transcript has a single exon. Gene Ontology annotation, cellular component: clathrin vesicle coat; plasma membrane; endosome. Gene Ontology annotation, biological process: endocytosis; Golgi to endosome transport. NCBI's taxonomy places the organism in Eukaryota, Fungi, Ascomycota, Dipodascomycetes, Dipodascales, Trichomonascaceae. Bases 1 to 1338 code for a protein of 445 amino acids. The record is from RefSeq and is a predicted model, not a curated record.
AUGCCGAUGAUUUAUAAGAGAUUCACGGACAAGUCAGCUGAGGAGUGGAGACAGAUAUACAAGGCUUUGCAACUGCUUGAAUUUUUGGUGAAGAACGGUUCAGAGAGGGUGGUGGACUACGCACGAUCGCACUCGGCAGUUAUUGAUAUGCUCAAGCAUUUCCAUUUUAUUGACCAGAAUGGCAAGGACCAGGGAAUCAACAUUCGAAACCGAGCUAAGGAGUUGACGGCUUUGCUAAACGAUGUUGAAAGAAUCCGUACUGAGAGAAAAAAGGCUCGUUCUAACAAGGCCAAGUACUCUGGUAUUGGCAACGAUAUUGAGGGAGACGAGGAUUUUGGCGGUUUUGGUGGUACAGGCAAAAAGUAUGGUGGUUUUGGUAGCGACAGCAUGGAGUUUGGUGGUGGAUAUAAUGCCAAUAAGGUUUAUGGCGACGGUGGUGGGUUCAAUGGUAGCAACUACGAUGGACCCGGUUACUCUCGUGGAGCAGGAGCUGGUGAUGAUGACGAGUUUGAGGAGUAUGAAGUGGGUGGUGGAUAUAACGAUGAUAGCAGUGGAAGUGCUGGCAGUACUAGUGGAUCCCGUAAUAAGGGCAAGACAGCAGCAUCGAGUUCGUCGAGAACCAAGACGACAAGUUCUUCGUCUGCAGCAGCUCCAGCUCCAGUAGCUGAUUUCAUCUCUUUUGAUGACGAUGUUGCCCCUCCUGCUGCUACUGGCGCCUCUAGUUCAGCAGCAGCUGAGGAUGACGACGAUUUUGACGAUUUCCAAAGCGCUACUCCUGUUGCCGGUGCCAGUUCUAACACUAAGACCACUGGCGGCGGCUCGUCAACUAAAGCCGAUUUAUUAGAUCUCUUUUCACAACCCUCAACCGCAUCAUCAUUCCAAUCACAACCUCUACAACAACAGCAACAAUUUUCAAGCUUCACCUCGUCUCCAGGUCUGCCAACUCAAUUAUCCAGUACACCAUCAGUUGUAUCUCCUAGUGCCUUUUCCACUACAUCGACAAUUGGCAGCAACAGCACUGGCUUUCCCGGCUUUUCAUCCACACCCUCGACUCCUUCUAUCGGUGCUGGUUCGGGUCUAGGCAACAGUAGUACUGGCAAACCAGCUGCUAAAAAGGCCAACGACGCAUUUGGCGACCUGUGGUCAAGUGCCAGCAAGACAAAGAAGUCGUCAGCCAAGACCGAGCCAACCAGUCUCGCUGCCUUGGCCCACGAGAACGCCCAAAAAAGCAUGUGGGGAGGUGCUCCUGCCUCGUCUUCGUCUCCCAGCCAGCCUCAGCCCCAGUCCCAGCAACCCAGCUCCAGCUCCGGCCAGAUCGACGACCUCCUCUCCUUCUAA